Molecule: messenger RNA, 2048 nt
Organism: Psammomys obesus (fat sand rat)
Lineage: Eukaryota; Metazoa; Chordata; Mammalia; Rodentia; Muridae
Gene: Gskip
Product: GSK3B interacting protein
Exons: 3
Coding region: 79-498 (139 amino acids)
Biological process (GO): regulation of canonical Wnt signaling pathway
Cellular component (GO): cytoplasm
Molecular function (GO): protein kinase A binding; kinase regulator activity
Source: RefSeq, a predicted model, not a curated record
GAAACAUGGGCGCUCGCAGGUGAGUGGGCGGGCAGACUACCACUCGUGGGCUCUGACCUCGCAGUCGUCGCAGGAUGAAUGGAAACAGACUAUAAUCCCGUGGAGCUCAGCAGUAUGUCCGGAUUUGAAGAAGGCUCCGAGCUCAAUGGGUUUGAAGGAACGGAUAUAAAGGACAUGCAGCUGGAGGCCGAGGCAGUUGUAAACGAUGUUCUCUUCGCUGUCAACAGCAUGUUUGUGUCAAAGAGCCUCCGCUGUGCAGAUGAUGUGGCUUACAUCAAUGUGGAGACAAAGGAAAGGAACAGAUACUGCCUGGAGCUCACAGAGGCGGGGCUCAGGGUGGUGGGCUAUGCUUUUGACCAGGUGGACGAUCAUUUGCAAACCCCCUACCAUGAGACAGUCUACUCCUUGUUGGACACACUCAGCCCUGCCUACCGGGAAGCAUUUGGAAAUGCCCUCCUUCAGAGACUGGAAGCUUUGAAAAGGGAUGGAGAGUCAUGACUCAUCCUCCGAGCUGGGCUACUGCUGGUAUAGAAUGCUAACAUAAGACUUGACACCCUUGCGCACAAUCACUGUAGAAAGUGCAUCACUGGCUUUAUGUGUUCAUCAUUCCUUCACAUGUAGGCUUUUGACUCACAUGUAGGUUCAUAAUUGACUCAUAAAUUGUCUUAGUUUUGGAUUCAUGUAAGGGAAUUUGAGACCAUUACUCUGACACUAUCUGAUUUUUUUCACACAGCCUCUCUGCAUUUCAAUACCUAAUCAGCACUUCAUGCUCUUAUUCCAGGGCUUCAACGCUGCCAGCACUCUUUUACAUACAAAAUUCUAGAUUUGCACAGUGAUACAGAAAUUAGAAUCACCUAACUUCAGACCUGGAUUCAGCCUGCUAAAUCAGGGGUUUACUACUAGCCUGGACUGACUGUGUAGUGGUUAUUUUGUUACUGGCCUUAUUGGAAACAAACUGUCAACUAGUUUCCCCUGCACAAAUUUUGAAAUUGACUGCUCUGGUUAACCUACUUACAUUACCAAAUGGACUGAUGAAGAUGGAUUGCUUAAAUGUUACUUAACUAGGAUGAAAUGAAAGGCAGGGACAGAAAUAGUUCUCUCUUCCUUGUUUGCAACAGCCAGCCAGCCAACCUAGAGACCGGUAGCAAUUGAAUGUAACAGUUCCCCAUUUCCAAGAUAUCUAAGCACAUGAGCAAAUAGAGCAACAGGCCCCACCGCAUCCUCAGCGAGUAUCACUUCAAAGGAAGAAGAUCCUGGUUUCCUAGGAAACGAUAUUUUGGCCCGUGUUGACUCUUAUUCCGAAUGUUUGUUUACAAUGUACAGUACAUAUAUAUAUUUAUUGAGAAAGUAUUUUUGCUUCGACGCUUACUUUCUACUCAGCAGCGCUUUGGUAUUCCUGCGGCGUCCCUCCUUCUGUCUCGUUGCCACGUGUGCAGUGUAAUGAGUGCAUUGUAUGGUUUGAAACCAAAGGAUGAAUGAAGCAUUCAGAAACUUGAUAUUUCAAAAAGAGAUGCUCUGUAUUCUAUAUUUUAUUACAGUCCCUGGUGUUUAUAAACUUAAUAAAACACUUCCUGCUGCUGCAUGUUUUCCAGUACCUGACAAACAAAAAGGACCUGGGUGUUGUUAAUUGUCACCCAAAGCAGCUGUUUAGCCACCAUCUGCAUCUGGGUGUGCCUCCAUACAUUUGUCAUUAGCUUUCAAGAGGGCAUUUUUUAGCCUCUGAACGUCAUGUGAGAGAAGGGGGUGGGGAGAACACCUGACUGUCAUGGGUAAGCCCAGGUUGGACCUGAGGGUCAAAACGGUUUUAAAAACUCAAAAUGAUCAUGUAAGCCAGGGCAGGUGGAGAUUCAUCUGCAUUGCUGAUGCCUUCAGAGUUCACCAGCUUGAGUCUGUUUGCGAGGUACUCAUCCUAGUGCGAUGUCUGGGCGCCUACCUGCCUGCGUAGGGGCAACGAAGCCCAAGUUCAGGUUGAACUUGUUCAUGCUUAAUCUCAGGCUAAUAUUAAAAAAAAUGAUGUUUGUAAAGUUUGAAUAAAAUCGUUUACUCGA